This is a messenger RNA of Helianthus annuus (common sunflower), 1302 nucleotides long. RefSeq names its product ATP-dependent DNA helicase PIF2-like. The record is from RefSeq and is a predicted model, not a curated record. The transcript is spliced from 2 exons. Gene Ontology annotation, molecular function: DNA helicase activity. NCBI's taxonomy places the organism in Eukaryota, Viridiplantae, Streptophyta, Magnoliopsida, Asterales, Asteraceae. Bases 1 to 1302 code for a protein of 433 amino acids. Gene Ontology annotation, biological process: telomere maintenance; DNA repair.
AUGAGGUUGCCUUUCCAUCUUCCUGGACAACAAACAGUUUGUUUCGGUCCUGAUGAAGAUAUUAAUCAGGUGCUAAACAAGCCAUCUGUGAACUCAUUAAUGUUUUUGUCUUGGAUGCAACGUAAUCAAGAUCCUAACGACCCUGUUGCACGUACACUAACAUAUGUACAGUUUCCACGUUUUUAUGUGUGGAAGCUUGACCAGCGUAUAUGGUUUCCGAGAAUAAAAGGAAAAACAAUUGGAAGAAUUCAUUCCGUUUCUCUGUCUACCGGUGAAGCAUACUAUUUAAGAAUUCUUCUUAACAAAGUUAAAGGACCAACAUCGUUUGAUGAUAUUAAAACAGUUAAUGGUCGAGUGUACGAUACUUUUAGAGAUGCUUGCUAUGCGCUUGGUUUGUUGGAUGACGACUCGGAGUACAUUGAGGCCAUCAAAGAAGCAAGUAUAUCAGGUAGCGCAGGUUAUAUUCGCAAUUUAUUCGCCACCAUGUUACUGUCAAGCACUUUAUCUAGACCUGAAGUAGUCUGGGAAAGCACAUGGAAGUAUAUGACAGAUGAUUUUCUGUACAGAUUCUCAAAGUAUCAUCGUGUUUCAGGUUUAUCAAUUCCUGAUGAGCAACUAAAGAACUAUGUUUUAUGCGAAAUUGAGAAGUUUUUAACUCGAAAUAAUUCAUCGCUUCGAAGAUUUGUAUCAAUGCCUUACCCGGAUACUUCAUCUUUAGAUAACUUUCGCUGUCGAUUGAUUAACGAAGAGCUUGCAUACGAUAGAACAGAUUUACAAAAUGUUUAUCAAGGUCAGGUGAAUUUGUUAACGGAUGAACAACGUUCAGUAUAUGAAGAAAUUAUGAACGCAGUUGAUGGAGACAAUGGAGGAGUAUUUUUUGUUUACGGUUAUGGCGGGACUGGUAAAACAUUUUUAUGGAAAACAUUGUCUGCUGCAAUUAGGUCAAAAGGUGAGAUCGUAUUAAACGUUACAUCUAGCGGAAUUGCAUCAUUGUUGUUGGAUGGAGGAAGAACGGCGCAGCAUUCUAGGUUUCAUAUACCUUUGAAUCUUAAUGAGGAUUCCGUUUGUCACAUUAAACCUGACGAUGAUGUAACUAAAUUACUACAACAUACCAAACUCAUUAUAUGGGAUGAAGCUCCUAUGGUUCAUAAACAUGCAUUUGAGGCUUUGGAUAGAACUAUGCAUGACAUUUUCAAUAUAUCUAAUUCAUCCAGGUCUGAUGUUGUAUUUGGAGGAAAGGUUAUUGUAUUUGGUGGUGAUUUUAGGCAAAUAUUACAUGUUGUUCCAAACGGUGGACGAUAA